Messenger RNA from Saxophila tyrrhenica, 1116 nucleotides. It is a transcript of the gene HOM2, whose product is annotated as aspartate-semialdehyde dehydrogenase. The transcript is spliced from 4 exons. The record is from RefSeq and is a predicted model, not a curated record. Gene Ontology annotation, molecular function: NAD binding; aspartate-semialdehyde dehydrogenase (NADP+) activity; protein dimerization activity. Gene Ontology annotation, biological process: L-threonine biosynthetic process. Lineage: Eukaryota; Fungi; Ascomycota; Dothideomycetes; Mycosphaerellales; Extremaceae. The coding region runs from base 1 to 1116 and encodes 371 amino acids.
AUGAGCACUAUGAACGCGGAGAAGAGGGUCGAGUUUCCGGCGAAGCGGUGCGGUGUACUGGGCGCCACUGGCAGUGUCGGGCAGCGGUUCAUUCUGUUGCUUGCGCUGCAUCCGCAUUUUAAGCUUACGGCAGUCGGCGCCAGCUCAAGGUCCGCGGGCAAGAAGUACAGAGACGCAGCCAAAUGGAAGCAGAGCCAGCCGAUGAGCAAGGAGCUUGGCGAGCUGGUGGUCAAGAACUGCACCCCCGAAGAGUUCAAAGACGAAGUCGAUGUGGUGUUCUCUGGGCUGGAUAGCGAUGUUGCGGGCGAGACGGAAAUGGCCUUCAUGAAAGCGAACAUCCCCGUCUUUUCGAAUGCAAAGAACUACCGCAAAGAUCCUAUGGUGCCUCUGGUCGUCCCAACGGUCAACCUACCACAUCUUUCACUCAUACCACAUCAACGGAAACACCACAAUCUGGAAAAGGGCUUCCUCGUAUGCAACUCGAACUGCGCAGUCAUCGGUGUUGUCAUCCCGUUCGCAGCCCUUCAAGCCAAAUUCGGUCCCAUCAAUAAAGUCUCGGUCACCACCCUUCAGGCCGUCUCCGGUGCUGGGUAUCCUGGCGUAUCAUCGAUGGACACCAUGGACAAUGUGAUCCCUUUCAUUAGCGGAGAAGAGGACAAGCUGGAGAACGAGGCGCAGAAGAUCCUCGGGGGGAUAAAUUCAGCCGCCACUGAGUUUGAAGAGCAAUCCGCCCUCAAAAUCAGUGCCACCUGCAACAGGGUGCCGGUCCUGGACGGUCAUACGGCCUGUGUGUCCCUCUCCUUCGACCGCCGGCCGCCGCCUAGCGUCGACGAAGUGAAAUCGGCUCUCAGAGACUACGUACCAGACGCACAGAAGCUGGGGUGCCCCAGUAUGCCCGAGCGAGCCAUCAUGGUUUUCGAGGAGCAGGAUCGGCCACAGCCACGGCUGGAUCGAGACCUAGGAGGAGGCUAUACCGUGAGCGUGGGAAGGGUGCGGGAGGAUCCGAGCGGGCAAUACGACUACAUGUUCACAGCCCUGAGUCACAAUACCGUUAUCGGGGCAGCAGGGAGCAGCAUAUUGAACGCUGAGGCGGCGGUGCUGAAGGGGUACUUUUGA